GGGGGGCGGGGCGGCGGCGGCGGCGGCGGGACGGCGCGGAGCUCGGGCGGCGCCUCCCUGCGGCGGCCCGGCCUGCCUCGCCCGCCGCGGCGAUGCUCCCCGGGGCCGCGGGAUGAGCCAGUGACUCGGCUGGCCCGGGCAUGGCGGACCCAGUGGCAGGCAUCGCGGGCUCAGCGGCCAAGAGUGUGCGGCCGUUCCGCUCAAGUGAGGCCUACGUGGAGGCUAUGAAGGAGGACCUGGCCGAGUGGCUCAACGCCCUGUACAGCCUGGGUCUGCCCGGCGGUGGCGAUGGCUUCCUGGAGGGCCUGGCCACAGGCACAACCCUGUGCCGACAUGCCAACGCUGUCACGGAGGCCGCCCGCGCCCUGGCUGCUGCCCGCCCAGCCCGGGGGGUGGCCUUCCAGGCGCACAACGUGGCGCCUGGCUCCUUCAUGGCCCGAGACAACGUGGCCACCUUCAUCGGCUGGUGCCGCUCGGAGCUGGGCGUGCCCGAAGUGCUCAUGUUCGAGACCGAGGACCUGGUGCUGCGCAAGAACGAGAAGAGCGUGGUGCUGUGCCUGCUGGAGGUGGCGCGGCGCGGGGCCCGCCUCGGCCUGCUGGCCCCCCGCCUCGUGCAGUUCGAACAGGAGAUCGAGCGGGAGCUGCGCGCCGCACCCCCAGCGCCCAGUGCCCCCGCGGCUGGGGACGGCGCCACGGAAACCGCUGCCGCGCCAGGGGCUCCCACCCGCGGGCCUCGCAUGACCCUCAGCGACUUGCGCAACCUCGACGAGCUGGUGAGGGAGAUCCUGGGCCGCUGCACCUGCCCGGACCAGUUCCCCAUGAUCAAGGUCUCGGAGGGGAAGUACCGCGUGGGAGACUCCAGCCUGCUCAUCUUCGUGCGGGUGCUGAGGAGCCAUGUGAUGGUGCGUGUGGGCGGCGGCUGGGACACGCUAGAGCACUACCUGGACAAGCAUGACCCUUGUCGCUGCUCCUCCACCGCCCAUCGCCUGUCCCAGCCGAGGGCCUGCGCCUUCUCCCCGCCCAGGGUGUCGCCCACCCCCAGCCCCCGCCCUGGCAGCCCAGUCCCGGGGAGUGAGCGCAGGGGCUCCCGGCCAGAGAUGACUCCCCUCAGCUUACGAAGCACAAAGGAGGGGCCUGAGACCCCACCCAGGCCCCGGGAUCAGCUGCCCCCUUAUCCGCGCUCCCGCCGCUACUCCGGGGACAGUGACUCCUCAGCCUCUUCCGCCCAGAGCUGCCCCCUGGGUGCCCGCAGUGACGACACGGGCACUGGCCCCCGGAGGGAGCGACCCAGCCGGCUGACCACAGGCACCCCCGCUUCUCCAAGAAGGCCCCCCGCUCCGCGCAGCCAAUCCCGAGACGGGCUGGAUCGCGGUCGGCCCCGCGGGGCCGCAGGAGGCAGGGGGGCGCAGGUGCCGGCCCCCAGCCCUGCCCGGCGGGCGCGGAGCCAGAGCCGGGAGGAGCAGGCGGUACUGCUCGUGCGCAGGGAUCGAGAUGGGCAGCACUCGUGGGUGCCCCGGGGCAGGGGCAGCGGGGGCUCUGGCAGGAGCACCCCCCAGACUCCCCGCGCCCGCAGCCCUGCGGCACCCCGGCUUCCCCCGCUCUCCAGCCCCAGUCCAGAGCUGGGCGCCACGCCGGCCAGUGUCUUCCGCACACCCCUGCAGCUUGACCCGCAGCAGGAGCAGCAGCUGUUCCGGCGCCUGGAGGAGGAGUUCCUGGCCAACGCGCGCGCCCUUGAGGCCGUCGCCAGCGGGACCCCCACCGGACCAGCCCCCGACCCAGCUCGAGCCCCAGACCCUCCAGCGCCUGACUCUGCCUACUGUUCUUCCAGCUCCUCCUCUUCAUCCCUCAGCGUCCUGGGUGGCAAGUGUGGCCAACAUGGGGACUCUGGCCGGACGGCCAACGGGCUGCCCGGGCCCCGCAGCCAAGCCCUGUCCAGUUCCUCUGAUGAAGGCAGCCCCUGCCCUGGCAUGGGGGGACCACUAGAUGCAGCCGGGAGCACCCUGGCUGGCCCAGAACACUCGGGCACCUGGGCGCGGGGUCGGAUGGACACGCAGCCAGACCGUAAACCCUCACGCAUCCCCACACCCCGGGGGCCCCGUCGCCCAUCCGCGCCCGCUGAGCUCGGGACCUGGCAUGCCCUGCACUCGGUCACCCCAAGGGCCGAGCCAGGUUCCUGGAUGUGAUGGACCAGCCCAGCUGCCCCAGACCCCAGUCCUCCUUUUCCUUUGUGGCCUUAACCCCUCUGCAUCAGGGAGCCCCCUCCACCUCUCGAGUACCAGACCUCAUGGGACCAGACCCCUCGGUACCACAUGGCACAAUGGGACCUCUGUUGUACAUUCCGGUUGGGGGAUGAGCGUUGCUAUUUAAUUACUAAUAUUAUUGAAUGCCUUACAGGCCACCGGUCCAGCUCGGUGUCCUGAGGACCUGUGGCUCAGCAGAGCCUCUGACAGUAAAGUUUUGCUCCAGC
Molecule: messenger RNA, 2467 nt
Organism: Microcebus murinus (gray mouse lemur)
Lineage: Eukaryota; Metazoa; Chordata; Mammalia; Primates; Cheirogaleidae
Gene: GAS2L1
Product: growth arrest specific 2 like 1
Biological process (GO): actin crosslink formation; regulation of microtubule polymerization or depolymerization; microtubule bundle formation
Cellular component (GO): microtubule plus-end; cytoplasm; stress fiber
Molecular function (GO): microtubule binding; actin filament binding; cytoskeletal adaptor activity
Source: RefSeq, a predicted model, not a curated record